Haliotis rubra (blacklip abalone) is the source of this 2855-nucleotide messenger RNA. Its product is annotated as UNC93-like protein MFSD11. The record is from RefSeq and is a predicted model, not a curated record. NCBI's taxonomy places the organism in Eukaryota, Metazoa, Mollusca, Gastropoda, Lepetellida, Haliotidae.
AGAACAAGAUGGCGAAUGGUGCGUGCGAUGUUCGUGUUUACAACAUUAUCAUUCUUGGACUGGCUUUUAUGUUCAUAUUUACUGCGUUCCAGACAUGUUCUAUGGUAGAGAAAACCGUCUUGGACAGCGUGGGGAAGUCAAACAAUGACACUAACAACACUUUUACUGGAAAUGGCUACACAAGCCUGGGUAUCAUCUAUGGAGUAUUCUCUGUUUCCAACUGGGCAGCUCCAUCUUUUGUCGGUUACGUAGGCCCCAAACUGUCUAUGAUCAUAGGAGCAGUGUUGUAUCUUCUGUUUAUCCUCUCCUUCCUGAAACCUAUGGAAUGGGCUCUGUACCUGGGGUCAGUGCUGGUCGGCUUUGGGGCAGCUAUUUUGUGGACAGCCCAAGGAUCAACGUUGACAAUAAAUUCUGAUACAGAGACUGUGGCACGGAACAGUGGUAUAUUCUGGGCUCUGCUGCAAUGCAGCCUUCUGUUUGGGAACAUGUACAGCUACUUCGUGUUCAAGUCCAAGAGUGUGGUGACAGACACUGAGAGAACCGAUCUGUUUAUUGGUCUGAGCUCCGCAGCCCUGCUAGGAAUCAUCUGCCUGUUUCUCAUACGAAAAAGACGAACAUCUGAUGCUGAAAAUCUUGUCAAUCUGAAUUCCAGUGGUUCACAAAGUGCAGACACUGCUCUUUCUGCUUUAAAACGGUCGUUUCAGCUCCUCAAGACAAAGGAAAUGAUCUACUUGAGUUUUGCAUUUGCAUACACAGGUCUUGAAUUGACAUUUUUCAGUGGAGUAUAUGGAACGUGCGUAUCCCACAACCUUCACUUUGGGGCUGAGAGAAACGGUCUGCUUGGGUUGUCAGGAAUAUUCAUCGGAGUUGGGGAGAUUUUAGGUGGUGGCUUAUUCGGCCUGUUUGGCAAGAGAACAAACACUCAUGGCCGUGACCCGAUAGUGUUGUUUGGCUAUCUGGUACACAUGUUGGCAUUUCUUCUCAUCUUCUUGAACAUGCCCUCUAAUUCUUCCCUGGUGGACUCGGCCGAAGCUACAUACAUCGAGUCAAACAAGUAUGUGGCCCUGGUUUGCAGCUUUCUCCUAGGAAUGGGUGACAGCAGCUUCAAUACACAGCUCUACUCCUUGCUGGGCUACAUGUUCCCAGAAGACAGUGCUCCAGCCUUUGCCCUCUUCAAGUUUGUACAGUCCAUAGCUGCAGCAGCUGCGUUUGCCUACAGCAUCUUCCUGAACCUGCAGUGGACGUUGCUGAUACUUGUGAUCACAGGCACGGUUGGCCAAUACUGCUUCAAUGUCAUUGAGUGGAGCAGUUCACGCUCCUUGCAUGAUGGAUACGUGUCUAUAGACUGAUGAUCCUCGAGAGUGGGAAUACUAAAGGGAGAGAAUCCAUUCCUUGUUGUACAGCCAGCAGCAUUCGGUGAUAGAUCCAGGGACGUCACCAUCGUGUAACUGCGUGCUUUCAGCUGUGUGUAUGCGAAUGUGAUAUGUUAUGCACCUCAAGCCACAGUGCUGGUGUUGCUGUGAGGUGGGCUUGUAAAGAGAAGCCUUGAAACGUCUGACAUGAUGGAACUGUAGUACAUGCUUCUAUGUUGAGAAUAUCUUUGAUGAUGUUCCGAGGUGAAUAUUUUAUGAAAAUGGUGGUAAUGGUACAAAAAGAUAAAAGACAUGUUGUACUUUUUUAUGCAAUGCAAAAGUGAAAAUUGUUCCAGAAAAUGUGUCAACACCUCUACUUUUGUUUGUUGGUACAUCUAUUUGUACAUAGUCUUGUUUUGUGCUUUGUGCGAUGUAGAAAAUCUGUUUUCAUAUUCAGAUAGGAAUUGAACAUAUUUUCAUGUUUUUUAGCUCAGUCAGUUUUGUAUACUUUUUGUUUUUGAUUACGUUUCUUGCCUGAACAUGUUAAUUACUUUUAGAUAAAAAAAACUAUGUUUUAAUUUUGAGUCUCAUAAUAGGAUUGUUUUGUAGUUUUGCUGGUGCCAAGUACAAGCCGAUCAUGUCAGAGUAGGUUAACUUGCCAUGACAAUCACUUUGUUGGAACAUUUCAUAUUACAUGGUUUUCACAGCUUCAAAGGGGAAAUGUUUCCACCCAUCUCUUGUAUAUGGUAUAUGUGCUCAAAUGUACAGGAUUGUAGACAAAACAGAAAGUAGUGUUAUUAAUUGAUGUUUAACAUUUCCCAGCUGAUGGUUUGAUGUGUACAUAGUUGGAUUGUGAUAUAGUUUAUUCUACAACAGUACAGGUACCGUAUUCACCAUAUUAAACACCCUGCUCCUUACCAGCUUCUAGUUGUAUCUGUAAGUAGCCUGUUUAAGCUCCCCCACUACUGAGACUAAAACUUGACAUGGCAGUGUGUAUCUUUCAGAUUGUUUUCACAAAUAAUAGCAGGACAUAGGAGGUAUAUAAUGGCAUUGAAAAAUAUGGCUUUGUAGUUUUGUUGAUGUUUACUGAUUGUCAUAUGGUUUGACAUUCACCACAUUUGUACUGAGUACAACAUAGCUCAUACAAUGUUACAUGUAGAACUCCGGUUUCUACGUCUGUACUUUUUUUUCAGUUGAGCAGCCAUUACAGACUGUAUUCAGCACCUGUACUGAUAUUGAUGGUCCAUACUUAAACACCACAGUUCUUUCUGCUGUUUUCACUAUGUGUUUGUACAUCAGACAUUUUGAGGAUAAUAAUAUACUUUUUUGAGUGAUUUUGAGUCAUCUACCUCAGUGUGUGAAGCUCCUAGUGCAAGAGGUUACUAGAGAACUACAGUUACUGGAGAGGGAAACUGUCUAGGGGCUGUCUGGUUCACAUGGCAACGUUUUCUUCUGAUUUUCUGUUUAAGAUUUAUUGUCAUUUAAUUGUCCAAAAAGUGCAAA